GGAUCCAAUCAAUUCACAAGAUGAAAUGGAGAUAGCCAUAGCAUCUCUCAAGGGAAAUAGAGCCCCUGGACCUGACGGCUAUGACAUUAGUUAUUACAAAUUAUUUAGAGACAAAUUAUCCCCCACGUCACAGCUUUAUAAAAUCACUUCAUGCAGAGAGGAAAGCCUGAUACGGACAUGGCCCUGGCAAACAUAA
Pelobates cultripes (western spadefoot toad) is the source of this 196-nucleotide messenger RNA. The record is from the annotation of a GenBank genome assembly. NCBI's taxonomy places the organism in Eukaryota, Metazoa, Chordata, Amphibia, Anura, Pelobatidae.